Messenger RNA from Phascolarctos cinereus (koala), 5065 nucleotides. RefSeq names its product cramped chromatin regulator 1 (gene CRAMP1). Gene Ontology annotation, cellular component: nucleus. Gene Ontology annotation, biological process: pattern specification process. NCBI's taxonomy places the organism in Eukaryota, Metazoa, Chordata, Mammalia, Diprotodontia, Phascolarctidae. Gene Ontology annotation, molecular function: chromatin binding. The record is from RefSeq and is a predicted model, not a curated record.
UCGGAAAUCACUAUCAAACUCAACUAAGCUCAGCUAAGUGUUUGGUGCAACAGGCUCUUUUGUUGGGGAAAAAAAAAAGAAAAACCCUCAAACACCUUUUUUUUACUUUAUUCUGAAAUUAUCUGGGGAUCAUAUCUUUGAAGUAACUUCUUUUCUGAUUCCAGAAGACAAUAACUUAUAGGGAUUUGGGGGCUUAAAUUGUUGUUUAUUUUAUUUUUUUAAAUGCAAAAAAGUGACAGCCCCUUUCAGCCUUGGUGUUCUCUUUGCAAAGUGGCCAGCUUGAGGUUGACUCCUCCUGCACUUGAUCUUGGGCCCUCUGCCCCUUUCCUGGGGUGAACUUGUAGCUAGUGGCAGGAAUAGGUGUGCAGAAUGUUGUAGUCCUUUCCCCUUUUGGGGGGGGGCAGCGUGGGGGGAGGGGGAAGGAGUUGGGAAUCUUUGCAGCCUUGGCCAGCCCUAGCCCCAGCCCCAGAGUCAGAGCAGGAGAGAGCUCCACACGCACAGAGAAGCUGCUGCUGCAUCUAGGACGAUGAACCAUUUCCCCCCCUGGGUAGGUCGGAUCACCUCGGCUCCAUGGUGAGGAGAAAGAAGACAGCCCCCGGCCCCGAGGACCCGCAGCAUGGGAUGACAGUGAAGUUGGGAGACGGCAGCAGCGGGGAGGAAGGGCUCAAAAAGCUGGGCAAGAGAUCAGCAGAUGAGGACUCCCUGGAAGGAGAAGGGGCUGGAGGAGGAGAAGCAGCUGAAGAGACCAGCCACAGCACAAAGAAAGAGGAGAAGAUUAUCAAUAAUAAUAACAAUAAUAAUCCUUCCUCCUCCAGCCUGCAGCAAGCCCCGUCCCCCCUUCAGGCCUCCUCCCAGGACCAGCAUCAUUUCUUAAGGUCCAGUGUGAGACCUCAGAGCAAGAGGUUCAGGAAAGAUUCAGCCUGUGCAGUUGGCAGCAGCAGCAACAGCAGCACCAAUGCCAAGGGGAAAGGGGCAGACAAUGGAGGGCCAUCUUCCAGCAGUGUGUCAGGAAUCACUGCUGCCAGCGCGCCUUCUGGAAGCUCUAAAUCAUCUAGCAGGAGCCUGGGCUCCUCGAGUGGAGAGAAGGAAGAAGGUAAAAAGGUCCGGCGCCAGUGGGAGUCAUGGAGCACCGAGGAUAAGAACACUUUCUUUGAGGGACUGUAUGAGCAUGGGAAAGACUUUGAAGCGAUUCAGAACAACAUUGCCCUGAAGUAUAAGAAGAAAGGCAAACCUGCAAGCAUGGUGAAAAACAAAGAACAGGUCCGGCAUUUUUACUACCGUACCUGGCAUAAGAUCACCAAAUACAUCGAUUUUGAUAAUGUGUUUUCUCGAGGACUGAAAAAAUCAUCCCAGGAACUUUAUGGGUUAAUCUGCUAUGGAGAAUUGAGGAAGAAGAUAGGAGGCUGUAUGGAUGAUAAGAAUGCCACAAAACUGAAUGAACUUAUUCAAGUUGGGGCCACAACUGUUCGUUACAAAGGGAGAAAUCUUCGAAUCAAAGCUCCAAUGUGCAGGGCCUUGAAGAAACUCUGUGAUCCAGAUGGUCUCAGUGAUGAGGAAGAUCAGAAACCAGUGAGGCUUCCUCUCAAAGUUCCUGUGGAAUUGCAACCACGAAACAACCAUGCCUGGGCUCGGGUGCAGAGUCUUGCCCAGAACCCACGCCUCAGGAUGAUUGUAGAACUACAUCGAAAGGUUUCUAGCCUCAUUGAAUUUCUGAAGCAGAAAUGGGCAUUACAUGAAGUACGAAUUCGCCAAACACUGGAUGCACGGCAACUCCAGGACUCUAGAGAUGGGGAGACCAGGGCCCAGCUUUCCAGGGAGAAGGCUACCUUGCACCUCUUCCCUGGGGAGAACUGUACACUCACACCCCUCCCUGGGGUGGCCCGAGUGGUUCACUCAAAGGCUUUCUGCACAGUGCACUGGCAGGAAAGUGGCAAAUGCAAACAGAACACAAAGGACUCUCAUUUGCUGCCUCCUGCCCAAAUCCUAGGCAUUCAGAGUGGUCAGGGUACAGCCCGGGGCCAGGUGAAGUAUCCUCGGGGAGCAGCUGAUGCCAAGGGCUGUGGGAGGAGUGAGCAUAUGACAGAAUUGAUGAGAAUGUCUCAUCCACCUGCCGAUGCUUCUCAGAGCUCUGGAGAGAGCUCCCCAGAAAGUGGCCCUAGUGAAGGGGCAGCCCUGAGCCUUAGCAGCCCAGAUGCUCCUGACAAAAUGCCGUCAGGGCUUCACGACUCAGGAGGAAACCUGGAAAAGACUAAUGUGGCAGCUUCUACAGAGGGCAGAGAUGCCCCAGUCAGUGACCCACCUUCUGUACCCAUACCGGGAAGUGUAUCAUGUGCCUGCAGCCACAUCCCUGACCUGGAAGAGGAGCUCUCUCUCCUAGAUCCAUUCCCUCGGUACAUGAAGUCCUGCCAGGACCUUAUCAUCCCAGAGAAAUGUUUUUGUACAGACAGAUUGCCUAGGCAAGAGCCUGCUCCCCACAGUGGGUCCGCCUCUCCGGAGGCUCUUCCAGCUAGCAGUGUAGAAACUGCUGACCUAGCGUCAGGUCAAGGACUAUCACUCAUCAGCGUGCAGCCUAGAGCUGAGACUCAGAGUAGCCAAGGUCUGGGAUUGCAACCAGAUGUUUGCACUAAGGAGUUAGCUGAUGCACCUGCUGAGGACUUCCAGGAGAAGCCGAGCUCCUCCUUUACAUCUCCAUCUCAGGGACAGCCUGCCACAAAGCCUCUGAAGGAGAGCCCAAGCCGGCUUGCCCAGCAGGUCAGAGAGGAGGGGUGGAACCUACAAACCUCCGAAAGCCUUACACUGGCCGAAGUCUACCUCAUGAUGGGCAAGCCAAACAAGCUGCAGCUAGAAUACGACUGGUUGGCUGUCCUGGGGCCGGAGGCAGAGACGCAGAGCUCAAGGGAGCCAGGGCAGGACCCUAGCUCUGGCUCCACAUCUGCAGCCUUUCAUAAGCAGCGCCUGCUUAGCUGCCUCUUAAAACUAAUUUCAACCGAAGUCAACCCUAAACUGACUCCUGAAUCUAAUGCUGUCUCUGUGGCUUCAGUGAAGCCCACUCAAGAGGAGCAGUCACUAACGCCCCCAGGAAAGGUGAUAACCAUCAGUACCCGGAGUCCCCGCUGUGCCCGAAAUCAGUCCACCCUCCGAAAUAAUAAGAACUUCUCUCCCAACUCAUCAUCCAGCUCCUCAGGUUUGAGAAAUCCUCCAAGACCUCUUCUGGUAGCUGCUCCAUCUAGUUCAGGAAAUAGUGAUUCUGAUGGGGGGCUUUUUGCAGUCCCCACAACCUUGCCACCCAACAGCCGGCAUGGAAAGCUGUUUUCACCUAGCAAGGAUGCAGAAUUGACUUUCCGACAGCAUCUGGACACAAUCAGUAUGCAGUCGGAUUUCUUCUUGCCAAAACCGAGGAAGCUACGAAAUAGACACUUGAGGAAGCCAUUGGUGGUACAGAGAACACUGCUCCCUAGACCAUCAGGAAAUCCAUCCCAUAAUGUGUGUUCUUUUUCUAUCAUGUCAAAUUCUUCUAUAACAGGGAGAGGGUCAUUUCGGCCAAUCCAGUCCUCUCUGACCAAAGCUGCUUUGUCUCGACCUAUUGUGCCCAAGGUUCUUCCAGCCCAGGCUGCUAAUCACCUGUCCAGUGCCAUUGACUUGGCAGCUAAAAGUGCUGGUAUUAUCCCUGGGAGCCCACUCCCUGUCCUGGAUACUGAGGGUUUGCCUGGGAUAACACAGUUGCCUUCGGAGGAAGUGACAGCCACAGUGACAGGGCAAAACUUGGCUAGCUCACAUCAGAAUGGGGACGCCAUAUCAGCUAUGGGGGGCACAAGCAGUGGAUGCCGUGUUCCUUUCAUCAGUAUCCCCACAAGGCCUGAACAGGAAUCUGUAACUCAAAGUUUUCAGGGUUCAUCUGUUCUAUCCUUGUCUGAAAUGUCCAAAGCCCCUCUCCAGAAUGGCCUCUCUACUCCCCUUCCUACAUCUGAGGGAUCUACUACUCGUCUUUCUCCACCCAAUGUCUCUGCUCUGCUAGACAUUUCCCUUCCUGGACCCCCUGAGGAUGUGUUAUCUCAGGGAGAACCUUCAACUCAGAUCAGUGACUCCAUCAUUGAGAUUGCUAUCAGUUCUGGCCAAUAUAGUGAAGGAGUCUCUCUUUCACCGGCAAAAUUGAAUGGUAGUGACAGCUCCAAAAGUCUUCCAUCCCCAUCCAGCAGCCCUCAGCAGAAUUGGAUUGCUUCUCCCACUCAUGAUCCCCAGUGGUACCCCAAUGAUUCCACAGACUCUUCUCUCAGCAGCCUAUUUGCAAGUUUCAUCUCACCAGAGAAGGGUCGGAAGAUGCUGCCAACUCCAGUUGGGACUGCCAGUGGUACUUCCCUACUGGGCCCUAGCCUGCUGGAUGGAAACUCUCGGGACUCAUUCGUUUCCCGAUCACUAGCUGAUGUUGCAGAGGUUGUGGAUUCCCAGCUGGUAUGCAUGAUGAAUGAAAACAGCAUUGAUUAUAUCUCCCGUUUCAAUGACCUUGCCCAGGAAUUGUCCAUCACUGAGUCAAGUCGUCGGGAGGUCCUUUUUGAUGGAGGUGGAGGUGGCCCUCCAGUGGGUGACCUCUCACAGUGAUCAUGCUUAGCACAGUGGUGGCCACAAUUAGGAUGGACCCACGUUACAAAUGGACAUAGUAUAGUUGUUCUUCUGACUGUUGCAGGGGGAAAUCCCAGUGUCCCAUUUUCAAUAAAGUCAGCAUCUUCUAACAUUUGAACAGCUGUGCAUCCUGGAAUCUGUAGUACACCAGGAAGUGAUCACUGAACAGUAUUAAAGAUGAAUUCCCAUGAGAGGAGCUAGAGCUAGUGAUGUGGUUGGAAAGAAUCAGAACUAGUUCUCUGGCAUGGCAUGAGUUAAGACUGUUGGUAAGAGAAUCCCCUUCUGAGGCACUUUUUGCCUAUAUGUAAUAUUCUUAGUUUCAUGUCAGUAUUGGGGUCCAGACGAAGAUUAGUCUUAUGUUAAAACCUAAAUUUGUUGUAUUGAACAUUCCAGUUGAAGGAGAAACUACAAGUUUUCUUUUUUAAAGGGAAGAAGUUGAGAGUGCCUU